Messenger RNA from Phialemonium atrogriseum, 2180 nucleotides. Its product is annotated as cell pattern formation-associated protein stuA. Gene Ontology annotation, biological process: positive regulation of transcription by RNA polymerase II. The coding region runs from base 156 to 2045 and encodes 629 amino acids. The record is from RefSeq and is a predicted model, not a curated record. NCBI's taxonomy places the organism in Eukaryota, Fungi, Ascomycota, Sordariomycetes, Cephalothecales, Cephalothecaceae. The transcript has 3 exons. Gene Ontology annotation, cellular component: nucleus. Gene Ontology annotation, molecular function: DNA-binding transcription factor activity; sequence-specific DNA binding.
CCUCAGCCGCGAGUUCCAACGCAGGCUCGCAGUCGUCCUUCUCUUCAAUCCCGUCCUCCCACGGACCCAAGACUCCUGGCACAUACUCCCCCUCUGGCACUGGGAACUCUGGCCCGCCUAGUCAGGUCGUUGCGGGAUACGAAAACUAUCCAGCGAUGCACCAGCCGGGAUCAGAAAUGUACUACCAGCAUAUGACCUCCGGCCAGGCGCCCCCUCCCCAGACGGUUACCUCGUAUAACCAUCAUCAGCAGCCGCCGUUGCUCCAGCCUGGUCCGGCACAGUACCCCCCGCCAAGUACCUACUCCGCAUAUAACUAUGCCAAUGGCGGCCUUACAUCUCCGCCGACUUCGGGGGUCUCGAACCAGAUGGGCGGCGGGCAGAAUGUUUUGCCACUCCCAGGCAGUCAACCAGGAAUGACGGGUGCGUAUCAGCACGGGUUUGAUACUACUGGACAGGUGGCACCUCCUGGGAUGAAGCCCCGUGUCACAGCUACGUUAUGGGAGGAUGAAGGCAGUUUGUGCUUUCAGGUGGAGGCUCGAGGGAUCUGCGUCGCUCGAAGAGAAGAUAAUCAUAUGAUCAACGGCACGAAGCUACUGAAUGUUGCUGGCAUGACGCGAGGUAGGCGGGAUGGCAUUCUCAAGAGUGAGAAAGUCCGUCACGUCGUCAAAAUUGGACCGAUGCAUUUGAAGGGUGUCUGGAUUCCGUUCGAGCGAGCGCUGGAUUUUGCAAAUAAGGAGAAGAUUACUGAACUACUCUAUCCCCUGUUUGUGCACAACAUUGGUUCUCUGCUCUACCAUCCGACCAAUCAACCCCGCACAAGCCAGGUCAUGGCUGCUGCAGAACGUCGGAAGCAGGAGCAGAAUCAAAUGCGCAAUGCUCAGGCUCCCGGUGGCUUGCCAUCCUUGCAGCAGCACCACCACCACUCGAUGACGCUCCCUGGACCGCAGCCUACGCUCUCAUCUCACCCCGGCAUGGGUCGGCCCUCUUUGGACCGGGCUCACACCUUCCCGACUCCUCCAACAAGCGCAUCUAGCGUCAUGGGUGGGAUGGGCACCUCUGAGAACUUCCAAUGGGGCCAACAGGGAAUGAAUGGCGCUCAAAGUGCGAACCCCAUGUCAAUUGACACGGGUCUCAGCAACGCCCGGUCCAUGCCCACUACUCCCGCCAGCACGCCGCCAGGAGCGAGCAUUCAGAGCAUGCAAUCGUACCCCCCCGGCAACCCCCCCGGCAGCCAGCCGUACGACAGUUCCCGGCAGCUCUACAGUGCGCCGGCGAACCAACACGCGUCGUACCCGCCUUCCAAUGGCCCUUCGCAGGACCGGUCCAUCUACGGACAGACUAAUUAUGUGAAGAGCGAGAUGGGACCUCCUGCGAGCAGGCCGGUGGGCUCUGUGGACCAAGGCGACAGCAAGGCGGCAAACGGCAUGAUGCAUCCAGGCCAAGGUCCUGAACCAGGUGGCCCUCAGCCCGGUGCGGAUGAAGAGGCCGAGCACGAGCAUGAUGCCGAGUACACGCACGACAGCGGUGCGUACGACGCCAGCCGAGCGCAGUACAACUACAACGCCCCGCCGGUUGCCUCGUUGCCGAACGACCAUGCCCACCUCUCACCCGAGAUGACGGGCUCUCCGCACCAAGCCGGUUCCGGGCGAGCAACUCCCCGCACGGCACCGGCACCGCAGUCAUACUACAGCCAACAGGGCUACACCACCCCGCCUCGGGCUCAACCACAGUCGAGCAACCUAUAUAAUGUAAUGAGCAAUGACCGGGGUCCGACCAAUGGUACUUCUAGUGGUGACGUGUACGCACCACAGGCCGACAUGGGGAGCUCGAUUCCCAGUGCCUACGCUACCCAGCAACCAGUCCUGAACGGCAGUUCGGGCGGGAUGAAGCGCGGUCGUGAUGACGAAGACGACAGAUCGGGCGGUGUGGGCGGCUUGGAUCCUAAACGCCGAAAAACGUUUACCGAUGGAUCCAUACCUUCUCCUACGUAUGAUACGUCUAUGAGCCGGCCUGCUUCUGCCAUAGCGACGCAAAGGCGCAGGUAACAAACGUAUGAUACCCCCGCCCGAGUAUCCUUAAGAGAUGGUAUUCCUGCCUUCCACGAUGAGACCCUUUUUUGCUUUUGAGGUUUCAUCUGGGCUGGUCUCUCUUAUGCGCCUGAUGAUUGCGUUGCUGCAUUC